AUGUCUGUUCCCUCUCAAAAGCCCCGGAAGGACUUCCCAAACCGCCCACAAUUUUCAGGUUUCAUGAAGCCAUGCCGAGUUGAAGGAGAAGUUCUGAAUCUAGAAGUGUAUGGUGAAAUACCGAAAGACAUUGAUGGGACAUUCUACCGGGUGAUGCCAGAUCCCCAAUUCUCGCCCUUCAUCGAGAAUGACCCACAGUGGUUCAACGGCGAUGGCAAUAUCAGCGCCUUCAAAAUCAAAGAUGGUUCAGUCUCCUUCAAGCAGCGUUUUGUCCGAACAGAGAAAUUUGUCCGGGAACGAGAGGCUCAAAGAGCAUUGAUUGGCAAAUACCGCAACAAAUUUACCGAUGCGGUGGAAUUGAAGAUCCGUACCACGGCGAACACAAAUGUCGUUCACUUUAACGGCAAAUUGCUGGCUCUGAAGGAAGACGCCCCGCCAUAUGCAUUGGAUCCUCACACCCUCGAGACAACUGGCCUGUACGACUUCGAUGGACAGUUGCCCAGUUUGACUUUCACCGCGCACCCGAAAUUCGACCCGCUCACAGGUGAGAUGCUGUGCUUCGGAUACGAAGCCAAGGGGGAUGGAACACCUGAUAUUUGUUAUUAUCGCAUUGCACCCGACGGAAAGUUCAUGGAAACUGUCUGGUUGAUUGCGCCUGUUUUAGCUAUGAUACACGAUUUUGCGGUCACCGAGAACUGGGUCGUUUUCCCAAUCAUUCCUCAACUCUGCGACAUUGAGAGGAUGAAACAGGGCGGCGAGCACUGGCAGUGGAGCCCUGAAACUCCAUUCUAUAUUGGAGUCCUUCCACGACGAGGAGCAAAGCCAUCCGAUCUCAAGUGGUUCCGCUACCAAAACUCUUUCCCGGGCCAUGUAGCCAACGCCUACGAAGACGAAUUCGGCAACAUCAUACUCGAUCUCGGACUAAGCGCGAUGAACGUCUUCUUCUGGUGGCCGGAUGCGCAAGGAAAAUCCCCUGAGCCGAGUUCUAUCCACUCUCAGCUAACCCGGUUCACCAUCAACCCAAAAUCCGAGGAGCUUGACUUGGUGAACCCAACGGUUCUCCAAAGCGACAACUCGGAAUUCUACCGUAUUGACGACCGCUUCACCACCAAGCCGUACAAGCACUGUUUCUUCGACCUGAUGAACCCUGCCCUUGGAACCGAUUUCCCGACUAUCACGCCUCAACUGGGCGGUGGAUAUCCGCUGUAUAACGCUCUGGCGCAUUUGAAUAUUGAGACUGGGGUAACAGAAAUCUACUUCCCUGGGAAGACACAUAUGGUGCAAGAGCCAGUUUUCAUUCCGCGACGCGGAUCUAGCGUUGAGGGUGAUGGGUAUGUGAUGGCUUUGGUGAAUAACUAUGUUUCCAUGUGUAGCGAGCUGCACUUACUAGAUACGAGAGAUUUCACCAGGGCAAAGGCUAUCAUUCUGAUGCCACUUCGGUUAAGGCAGGGUUUGCACGGGAAUUGGGUUGAGGGUGAGGAUCUGGAGGUUGGGGCUUAUCGCAGAACCUAG
Penicillium crustosum is the source of this 1512-nucleotide messenger RNA. RefSeq names its product carotenoid oxygenase family protein. Gene Ontology annotation, molecular function: carotenoid dioxygenase activity. The record is from RefSeq and is a predicted model, not a curated record. NCBI's taxonomy places the organism in Eukaryota, Fungi, Ascomycota, Eurotiomycetes, Eurotiales, Aspergillaceae. Gene Ontology annotation, biological process: carotene catabolic process. The transcript has 5 exons. Bases 1 to 1512 code for a protein of 503 amino acids.